Molecule: messenger RNA, 3490 nt
Organism: Polypterus senegalus (gray bichir)
Lineage: Eukaryota; Metazoa; Chordata; Cladistia; Polypteriformes; Polypteridae
Product: E3 ubiquitin-protein ligase RNF182
Exons: 2
Coding region: 1390-2142 (250 amino acids)
Source: RefSeq, a predicted model, not a curated record
GAUCUCGGGCACGUAGGAAGGAAAACUGCGGCCCAGACGCGCUCAGGUGAGGGGGCGCAACAGCUUUCGUUGUUACUAGGGGCUAGGCCACUUCCUGCAACCCCCCAACCGCAUAACUCACACCCCUCCGCCACAUCGGCGGCCAUCAACAUCAAUACAAGUGGUGGCUUUGAGAUACGCAUAAUAAAGCCCAUCUCUGAUGCGAUUAAUCCGCCAAGACAGGGAGAUCGGAGCAUACGUGUGAGAGUUGAGCGAGCGAGCGCGCGGGCGCGUGCACUCACAGAGCUGCUCUCGCCGCUGCCAUGGAAACCGUCAGAAGAAAUCUCUGCCGGUCCUGAUGCUGCGUUGCGGAGAGAGGCUGCUGCAGAUAAGAAUUCAGUGAGGACACAAGAAGAUUCGCCGAAGUUAAAAAAAAAAUAGUGGGGACACCGAUGGGUCAAGAAAAAUGAGACAGAAAUGAAGAGGCACCAGGGGGCAGUCGCACUGAGCCGGAGACACUAAGCGCAGAAGACGCGGAGGCAAAACACAAAAAAACAGACAUUGGAGCCAGUUCGAAAGAAUGGAGCGGCAAUAAUUCAGGUAGGAUGUUUGCAUCAUCUCUGUCAGGCACCCACAAUUGUGCCAGCCUUGGUAUUCAAAGUGGAGAUGCCCAGUAGACAUUCCACCAGGUCACUUAAUUGCUGAGCCAAGCAGCAAACAAGAAAUCAGGGUCAGGAAAUCUGAAAAGAUAGAUGCUAAAGUACGCAAGGCAUGAGACAGAGAUGAGCUCCUCUGUGUUUCCAGCCCGGACACCUUGUGGAAGACCUUCUGGAGAUGACUUAUAAGCAGCAGAGAACCCUGGUCUGCCUCUGAGGAGAAAAGAAGUGGAAAUGGCCUUUGUUAUCACCCUGCCCUUCGAGGAUGAAGAUUCUCGCAUAGUAAGCCAGUCUGCUCCACACACUUUGAUGAGGCAUGACCUGGCAUUACUGGGCUUUGUAUAUAUUUAGCUUGUUUCUGUUUUGAAGCCGAUUUCUGGAAACUGGGCAUGAAAAUUCAUGUUAAUGUUAGGUCUACACUUGGGAGAAACUACCUAUUAGAAUACGAGGCGUAGUGCUCAACACAAAGCACUAGACUAGGACAUCUAUAUGUACAGGGCCAAAUUUAAUCUCCUGAUGUGUGCAAGGUUCCCAUGUCAGCAAUUGUGCAUUCAACCUCCCCCAGGAACGGAUGCAUAUGCAUACCCAUCAAUGAAUACCGACCGACCUGUCAAUUCGCCCAUUCAGCAUAGCUGUCUGUAAUAGCUGGAUAUAAUCAUUGAUCUUAAAUUGCCUCAAAACUUCCCUAGACUUUGCCAGCCUGCCUCUGGGCCUGUAGCUUGGUGAACUUCCUUUGUGCCAACAAAACACCAAGAUGAGUCUCAAGCUUGAGUCUGACUCAGAGUCCUGUCAGCCACUGGUGUACACCGUGGAGGAGCUGGAAUGUAAGAUAUGCUACAACCGCUAUGAUGCCCGGCACCGCAAGCCUAAGGUACUCAACUGCCUACACCGCGUCUGUGCCAAAUGCCUGAAGAAGAUUGUGGACAUCGGAGAUUCAUCUCCCAGCAUCAUCAGCUGUCCCUUCUGCCGCCAUGAGACUCAUGUGCCUGAUGAAGAGAUCUGGCUCCUGCAGGAUGAUAGCAACAUCCUGGCUAUCCUCACCUACCAGGACAAAGCUAGGAAGAGUGGCUCCACCACACCAGCUGAAGUGGUCCUUACCCCCAACAGCCUGAGCGGUGGUGGGGGAGUUGAGCAGUCCCAUAGCUCCUCAGACUGCUUAGUCAUCACCAUCAUGGAGGUUCCUGGAGAAACCCCUCCAGCAGAAACAAUGAGCAUGCUCAACAUGGUGCGCUUCUAUCGACCACCCAGUCUGGACUCGCUUCCAUGCCACCUGCCCAUGCAGAAGUGUCGCUCCUGGACUUCUAGGACUUUCCCACGCUUCAUUAUCGGCAUCUUAUGCCUCAUCUACUUCAGCUCUCUCCCUCUGGGCAUAUAUCUUCUCAUGAUCCAGCACCUUACCCUGGGGGUGAUCUUAGUCAGCCUGGUACCUUCAACCCUGGUCCUUUGUGUACUGUAUGGAUUCUGUCAAUGCCUGUGCCAUGAGAUUUUGGAAUCUAUCUCCACGUGAGGCUCAUCGAUAUGGAAGCUACAGUACAUCCAGUACACCCCCACAUCUUGAAUUUUGCACUCCGAGGGAACCUAGAUGCCCAUGUUGUGUAUCCUAUGUCAUGGACACUACAUCUUAGGCUCAGUGGCGACCUUAGUUUAAUGUGGACUAACCUCCAUCAAGCCCCUUGCAGUCCUAAGCAAUCAGGUGUGAUGAACCCCACAAGCUUGGGCCAUCUUGCUUAGGACACUGUGGGGUCACCACUCUGCUGGAUUCAAGUUCUCAGCACCUCGGGCCAGACUGCAGUGUGUGCAUUUCCCAUGCUUUCUUUCUGCACUGCCCAUGCGGCCACUUUUCACACGUGUCCGCACCCAGAGCUGCCAUUUUGUUGCCAAUUGAGUUUAAUAAAGCUCAAAACCCUUUCCACCAGAGAAUGGUGUUUGCCUUUUGAUUCCAAAAAGACUUGAAUCUUAAUGGCUUCCUCCGCUAGGUGUCUGAAUCCACAAACAGUACCCAUCGACUCUACAAGUUUCGGAUGGGUCACUCAAGAAUCUUGUCUUUGUCCUACAACUAAUAGGGCCCAGUAGCCAGGAAGCCUUAUUGCUUUACCCACAUUUGGGUUAUAUUAUUGACCAUUUAUUGACUCCUUUUGAGGUGACCUUUCCGGCUCUAACACAUCACGCUCACCUAGCUGGCCAGUGGGCUCAUAAUGAGGAAAGCGGCAUGAAGGACUUUAUUGUGUGCUUACAGUUGCCAGAUCUUACAAGCUGAUCACCCAACAUUAAGCAUGGCAAACCAGUCUCCGAUUGCUGACUGUCUCGGUUAAACAACCACUAACUGAGUGCUGACCGAAUUCUUUAAAGCAGUCACUUACUGAGUACUGACCAUAUUCCACAUAGCAGUAGCUCCUGACCACAUUCAGUACUGCAGGCAUUUUCUUCAGUUUUGGUCACGCUCCUUAUAGCGAUGUGACUGAGUGGUGACCACCCUACAUAUGACAGCCACACUCUGCAUGCUGACACAAAUUAGGGCUGCACAUCUGAGUGGUGACCAUUCACUGUGUAACAUCCACUCCAAGUAUAAUGACCACAAUCAUUACACCAGGCACACUUUUUUCAUCUGACUGCACUUCCUGUAGCAGCCAUUAAAUUGAGCACUUACUAUGUUCCAUGUAGCAGCCGCCUUUUAGUGAUGAUUGACAUUCAUACAGCUCUUUUCUUUCCCUGCUAACCACACUUCUUUCAACUGUCACUCCCAGAGUUAUAAACACUUUUCUUAUAGAAGACACUUCCUGUGCAGGGGUGUGGAAAUCAAAUUUUUUUCUACUUGUCCACGGACAAGUAAACUUAGAAAAUCCACUUGUCCGCCA